AAGAAACUACAUAAAUAAAUAGGAAGGCAAAGGGGACAUCUCAUUUUCAAGCAACCAACAACUCUGAUAAUAGAUAUGGCUACGCCUCCAAACGAAACCAAUCUAGCCACCGCAAAGACAGUACUGUCCACGGCAGCCUCAGUCGCCGCCACAGUAAUGCUUGCUAGAUCAGUAGCUCAAGAUAUCUUACCCUAUGAAUUCCAUGAUUACUUUCUCUUCAACAUUCGCAAAAUCCUUGGUCGUUUUUCCUCACAAAUCACCAUGGUCGUUGAUGAAUUUGAUGGCUUCGUACACAACCAAAUAUACGAAGCAGCAGAAACUUAUUUGGCCAGCAAUAUCUCUCCAUCGACACAGAGAUUCAAAGUAAGCAAGCCAGAGAAAGAAAAGAAUCUCACAGUCAAAAUGGAAGGAAAUGAAGAAAUCAUAGAUGUGUACAGAGGUGUAAAAUUCAAGUGGAUCUUUGUUUGCAGCCAAGUAGAAUCAAGAAACCUCCACCACCCUUUUGAUCAUAACGCUACUUUAAGAUCAGAAGUGAGGUCUUUUGAGGUUAGCUUCCCCAAAAAACACAAAGAAAUGGCUCUUGAAUCUUACUUGCCACAUAUUGUCAGAGAAGCAGAAUCCAUGGUGCAAGAGAAGAAGACACUAAGGAUUUUCAGUGUUGAUUAUGACAACAUUUAUGGAAAUUUAGCAGAUGCAUGGAAACCAGUUAAUCUUGACCAUCCAGCUACUUUCCAAACACUUGCUUUAGACGCACAACUCAAAGGUACAAUCUUGGAAGAUCUUGAAAGGUUUGUGAAGAGAAAAGAUUAUUACAGGAAGGUAGGAAAGGCAUGGAAAAGAGGGUACUUGCUGUAUGGUCCUCCAGGGACAGGGAAAUCAAGCUUGAUUGCUGCAAUGGCUAAUUAUCUGAAAUUUGAUAUCUAUGACUUGGAGUUGACUGAACUUAGGUGCAACUCUGAGCUCAGGAAAUUGCUUAUUGCCACUGCAAAUCGGUCGAUAUUGGUUGUGGAGGAUAUAGAUUGCACCAUUGAAUUUCAGGAUAGGUUGGCUGAAGCAAAUGCUGCAGAAUUUCAUGCUCAUUAUCCUCCACAAAAACAGGUGACACUGUCAGGAUUGCUUAACUUUAUAGAUGGUUUAUGGUCUAGUUGUGGAGAUGAAAGAAUCAUAAUUUUCACCACAAAUCACAAAGAGAAGCUAGACCCAGCCCUGCUCCGGCCAGGGCGCAUGGAUGUUCAUGUUCACAUGUCUUACUGCACCCCAUGCGGGUUUAGGCUUCUUGCUGCUAAUUACCUUGGGAUUAAAGACCAUCACCUGUUCGGAAGAAUAGAGGACCUGAUUCUGACAGCACAAGUUACACCAGCCGAGGUAGCAGAGCAGUUACUGAGGAGCGAUGAACUUGAGACUGUUCUCAGUGAGCUGAUUCAAUUUCUUGAAGUGCGAAAGAAAGAAAUAACUGAGCAAGAAAAGGCUGAUCAGAAGGAACUAAGGGUUGAUGAAAAAGAAGGCCAGAGUAGAGAUCAAGGUGAUUGUGUUGAAGACAAGAAAGCUAAUGAUGAUGAUGAAAAAGGGCUUCAGUGUCUACUGGGUUCCAAGUAAUAUUCAAUUUCAGUUUUAUCAGACAGUAGAAUUGAAGACUACUACUUGUUUCUUUUUAUCAAUUUAGUCUUUUGAUUGAAUUGACUUUGAAUAGUUAAUUAGUUUUAUGGAAGACACAUGAAGGGGUUUAAAUGUAAUAAAAACUCUACAGGGAUAAUUAAUGUGUUAUAUCAAAAAUGAGUUGAUAAAUAGUAAUUACCCUUUAAAUUCUGA
Molecule: messenger RNA, 1809 nt
Organism: Ricinus communis (castor bean)
Lineage: Eukaryota; Viridiplantae; Streptophyta; Magnoliopsida; Malpighiales; Euphorbiaceae
Product: AAA-ATPase At3g50940
Exons: 2
Coding region: 76-1596 (506 amino acids)
Molecular function (GO): ATP hydrolysis activity; ATP binding
Source: RefSeq, a predicted model, not a curated record